AUGAGCGUUAUAGUUAAUGCCAGGAAGAAUGUGCAGAUGUGGUUAGCAAGGGAUGAACUAAUGUGGAGGCAGUGUUUUAAGGCUCUCUGGCUUAAGGAAGGGGAUAAAAGCUCUCGGUUCUUUCAUCUGAAAGCCUCCAUUCAUAGGAAAAGAAAUUCUAUUUUGAAACUGAGAGAUGUAAGGGGGGAAUGGGUGCAUGGGGAUGGAAAAGAUAAGUUGAUUGUGGACUAUUGUGGGGAUUUAUUCUCUACUGCAUCACAUCGAGGAAAUAUGGAUUUUUUGAGUAGUCUGCAUGGUAGAGUUACUUCUACUAUGAAUGAAUCUUUGACUGCUAUCUAUACUGAGGCAGAGGUGGUACUUGCCUUGAAAUUUGAAGGCUCCAAGGCCAGAUGGGAUGGCCCGUAUAUUUUUUCAACAUUAUUGGUGAUUGCGAAUAGGUUGAAGGGAAUUCUUAAUGAUGUUGUUUCUAAACCUCAAUUUGCUUUUGUACCAGGCUGUUUGAUAACAGAUAAUGUUUUGAUAGCAUAUAAGCUUAUUCACUAUUUGAAACAAAGGAGAGUGGGUACGAAGGGUUAUAUGUCUGUUAAAGUUGAUAUAAGCAAAAUGGGAUUUUCUGGAAAUAGUUUUGCUCUCUUUGGGAUUUGA
Molecule: messenger RNA, 645 nt
Organism: Carya illinoinensis
Lineage: Eukaryota; Viridiplantae; Streptophyta; Magnoliopsida; Fagales; Juglandaceae
Exons: 2
Coding region: 1-645 (214 amino acids)
Source: RefSeq, a predicted model, not a curated record